Messenger RNA from Orbicella faveolata, 1707 nucleotides. RefSeq lists its product as uncharacterized. The record is from RefSeq and is a predicted model, not a curated record. NCBI's taxonomy places the organism in Eukaryota, Metazoa, Cnidaria, Anthozoa, Scleractinia, Merulinidae.
AGUUGUCUACUGAGAUAGAAAAACACCAAAGCGAUAAAAAUCACCUAUAAAGAAACAAGGUUGGUUAAGGAUGGAGAAGAUUAACACAGAUUACGAACGACACACUUGAAAGAUUUAGCGUAAACUUUUAGAGGCUCCUCCUUUACGCUUUAGUGUAGUGUAUGGUGUUUUGAAUCGGCUAUUGUGUAUUGCUACAUGAGAAUAUUACCAACCCUUCAAUCUGGCUCUGCUGUUUGCCAGUCGAGGUUUGUUUCAUUUUGAAUAUAAUACCGUCAGCAUGUUUAAUUAGUUACAAUGUAAACAAUGUUGAAAUUCUCUCGUUUAUGGCUAUCUAGCCCUUCCAGCUACGCGACAUCUGUUUUAAUAAAGUUGCUAACAUUUUACCGCAAUUUGCCAUCUGGCUUGUAAAAGAAAUUGCUCAUAUUUUGAAUCGAAAUGUACAAAUACCCUGUACUUUUACUGUCGAUCUGUGCACAGGGAUCCAAAGCUCCAGCUGUGAGCGAUAUUAUCUUGUCUAUGUCAUCUUGCGCAAUGGUAAAAGUAUAAGACUGUCUGGGAAUAUUUAUGAUCGUGUUUAGGGAUACAAAUACUAAAAAGCACUCCAUAAAAAUACCUUCUGCUACCUCCACAGUACAUUGCUUGUUGUCUGUUCGCUUUUCAGCUUAUUUGAAGCGAUUUUGGUGAGUUAUCGUUCCCUGGGUUAAGAAAUUGUUUCGCUGCAAAGUUGCUUCAAAUCAGCAGAAAAAGCAAACAGACAACGUAACUGUCAAACCGACAACUUAUUAGCAGCCUGAACUCUAACAGAUCUAGAAAUCAACCAAUCACGUCUUCUUAUUACACUACACGACGGUGGUAGCCAUAGAAACACAAUUACAUUUAUAAAUGUGAAGUUUUUGGAAUAACUUCCCUUUAAAGACGACUUACCAAGCAAUGCAUGGCCAUAGGCUUCUAGCGUUUCUCCUUUUUCAAAGAAUGAUAAAUUUUUGUUAUCUCGCGGUCGCAGAAGACCUUACAUGGUCUCGCUCGGCGUAUUUCACGACGCACGAGAAUCAGCGGCUUGAAGGCCACGUCGUUGAGCAGUUUGAGUCACCUAGUUCAAUAUCGUGCAGUUAUUCUUGUCUGAGAAAUCCCUGGUGUACUUCCACAAACUUCAACGUGUUAUCCGGGAAGAACGACAGAGGAACGUGCGAACUGAACAAGCACGGAGUCCUCGAUGAAAACUCUGAGUUUCAUGAAAAAGACGGAGUGACAUUUUCUUUGAUCCAGAAGGGAUGUCUCAUAACCGGCUGUCAUAAUGGUGGCGUUUGUGUAGCUGACGAGAUGAAACAAACAUUUUCAUGUUUGUGCCAGGUACCGUGGGCUGGAGCAAAAUGUGACAUUAAAAUCGAUGCCUCCUCGUGCGACGAGGCCCAAAUGAAAGUCAACCGGAUGUUACAAAAUGGAGAAUAUCUGUUAACAAUUGGAAGCUUGUCAUUAAAGGUGUACUGUCACAUGACAGAUGAUGGUAAAGGAUGGACUCUGAUCGCCCGAUUCUCAAAUAGUGACAUAAGAAGGUGGAUGUUUGACUCCGGACGCUUCUGGUGCUUCAAGAUUAAUGCCCUUGGAAACACAACUAGUCCGUCGAUAAACGCUGACAUGAUCUCUACCGCAUUUUGGUAUCGGAAAUUGCGACAAUUCAGUGCUACAAUUCACGAUAUAAGUGUCUAG